GAGUCGGUCAUCAAGCGAGUCCGACGUCGUGUUCGCGGCUUCGGCGACCGACCGAAAGACAUGGACUGUGCUGGAGCCCUGCAGGAGCUCCUCAAGUGCAAGGAUCUGUACUCGAACAUGGGCGAGGCUUCUACUCGCCGCGACUAUGAUGCUGACAAGCUCAAUGUGUUACGACGUGCGCCACAUGACCGGCCUCGUCAGCUUCGAGACGUCGCCCCUCGGCACGUCACCGAGGCGCUGGACCACUUCAACUCGGACGUCGUUCGGCCCACGCCGAGCAUCCCCGAGGACGAGGUCAUCGUGGAGCCCUACUGGGAUCCUCUCCUCAACCCGCGCGACCCUCGGAACCGACCACGCCUCGUCGACUUCCUUCGACGACUUGCUGCACGGGGCUUGGUGGAUGGCCGGGCGCGUCAGAAGGCGUGCGUCAGUACCUUCUUCGUGGCCAAGAAGAACGGCGACAUCCGCAUGGUCGUGGGCGCUCGUCAGCCCAACCAGCUGCACAAGCUCCCCCCUCGGACUGUGCUGGCACUCGGUGAGGCGCUGGGCUCGAUCAACUUGCUCGACGCCGUCGGUGCGAGCCCCGAGGACUUGGCGGAUUUCGAUGGCUGCUACGAGUCGCUCUGCGCAGGCUCCGUGGACCUCAUGGACGGGUUCUACCAGUUCGCCGACCCCUCGUGGGGAAGCUGGAUGUGCUUCGACGUGGAGGUCACCGCCGACGAGCUCGGGCUCGACUCGAUCUACGACGAGAAGCUCGGGCGGCGCGUGGCUGUGUCAGGCGACGACGUCAUCUGGCCCUGCUUCGCGGCGUUGCCCAUGGGCUGGAGCUGGGCGCCCUGGAUCUGCCACGAGGUUCUCGUCGACGCGAUGGACGAGGCGGGCCUCCCAGGCGACGGCUGGUGCCUUGACAAAGCCCGUGCGCCGACCCUCGUCGGACAGGCUGUCGUCAGGGCGCCGUACGUCGACAACGGGAAUCUUGUCGCGCUCAGCGCGCCGGCUCUCAACGACCGGCUGGACAAGCUCACUGCUGAAUUGGAUCGUCGUGGGCUUCGCUGGCACGAGCUCGAGCGCGCGCAGCCCGGCCUUGUCAUUUUGGGGCUGGUGCUCGACGGGCGCGAGGGCCGACUCAGGCAUACUGCCAAGCGUGCCUGGAGACUCUACCUGGCUCUGCACCACGUGCUUCGGACGCCAUGGCUCGCCCGCUGGCAGCUACGGCGGAUCGUCGGCCACCUGGUCCACUACUUUUCCGUCGUGCGCCCCGGGCUCAGCGUGCUGGGGUCCUGCUACACGUUCAUCGGAGACGGCGACCUGUCCCCUGUCGUGCGCUUGCCUGGAGAUGUUCUCGGUGAGCUCGCAGUGGCUGCAGGCCUCGUCUUCCUCGGCGAGGUGGACCUGUGCCGCGUGCCGUCCGACGUCGCCUUCACGACCGACAGCUCGCUGCGAGGCUACGCCGUCUGUGAAGCCCGACUGGAGCCGCGGGAGGUACUGGCGGCCACCAGAUGGCGCGAGCGCCAGCGGUUCGUUGCCACCGAGCCCGAGGUCGCGCCCGACGACGAGCAUUACGAAGGGCGGGCCGCCGGCUUUUGCGACAUCUCCGGGCCGCUGCCCGUCGAGGUGCCGCCCCGGCUGCGGCACGCCAUGGCGAAGAGGCGCCGGGUCGAGCUGGAGAUCGGAGUCCCGCCCGAGCCGCUGGCGGCCGCUCUGCUGGACGCUGGCCGCUGGGUGGAGCGCCGCCGUGGCGCGUGGCGCCGACCGGGACGUAUCCACGCCCUCGAGGCGCGCGCCGCCGUCGCACCGCUAUGGAGGGCGGCAGGCGACGUCAACUUCCACGGGAAGGAGAUCCUCAGCCUGUGCGACAACAUGUCGUCGGUCCUCGCCUUUGAGAAGGGCAGGGCCACCAAUUUUGAGCUCCUGGCGCAGUGCCGCCGGGCUGCGGCUGUCUGCCUCGGGUGCGAGAUCCGCUGGCGCCCGAGGCACGUGCCAGGCAUGCACAACGUCGCGGACCACGGGAGCCGGGCGGCCGACCGUGGGGAGCUCCUCGCGGGACGCUACCGCGGACGAGGCGCCCUGUCGACGCCCACCAGCGGCUGCCGCCGUACUCCCGUGGUCCCGCCCGCCGCGGGCAGGGCCGAGGCCCCGCCGACCGCGGUCAUCGAGUUUCAGAUCGGACGAGAGCAGCACGCCCCAACGACCGACCCCGACAAGACCAACCUGAGCAUGUUCGAUGCCUCCCUGCUGCACUCGAGCCUCCUGGAGUUCUUCUACGGGGCCCACGUGUACAUCUUGGAACACGCGAAGGUCCUCAACCGGACCCUCCUGAGCGCCCUCGGCCUCCUGAAGUUCUUCAACAGGGCCCACCUGUACACCUUGGGCCACACGAAGAGCCUCAACGGGCACCGGCUAAGCGCCCUCGGCCUCCUGAAGUUCCGCGACGGGGUCCCCUUCGUAAAGUGGGUGCCCGUUGGGGGCACCCGCGAUCCAUUGCCGGCAGACCGCGCGCUCGUGGCGUUCACAGUCCGUGCCUUACGGCUCUGCCGGACCCUCGGGAUCUUCGUCACCUUCGAGAACCCGCCUGCGAGCCGAGUCUGGAAGUGGCCCGCGUUGCAGCGCGAGCUGCAGCGCCUUGCCUGGCCGAAGGUGCUGUUUGACUCGUGCAGGUUUGGCGCGCCCUUCAAGAAGCCAG
Prorocentrum cordatum is the source of this 2683-nucleotide messenger RNA. The record is from the annotation of a GenBank genome assembly. Lineage: Eukaryota; Dinophyceae; Prorocentrales; Prorocentraceae.